Pseudogymnoascus verrucosus is the source of this 387-nucleotide messenger RNA. RefSeq lists its product as uncharacterized. NCBI's taxonomy places the organism in Eukaryota, Fungi, Ascomycota, Leotiomycetes, Thelebolales, Thelebolaceae. The record is from RefSeq and is a predicted model, not a curated record. The transcript has 3 exons. Bases 1 to 387 code for a protein of 128 amino acids.
AUGAAAGACUUUGCUAUCUUAUUUGCCAUUCUAGGCUUCUGCAUUCAACAUGCCAGUGCAGCUGUUAUUCGGGCUCCAGCACAUACCAGUAGCAUUGAACUUACAUCCAACUCUUUUCCGAUCAAGAAAAGCGCGACACAUAUCUUCGAUGAAAGCGAUUAUUUAACCCCAACAGAAGGACACACAGAGGACGAAUCUUUUUCAGACCUUGCACUAAGAGCCGAUGUGGAACCAAAUAAAUCACACACAGAACCAUUGUCAAAACAAUUACUAGCCGUAGUCAAGUGUAUGUUCGAGGCCCUCCCAGGACUGACGUUUAUCUCUGAGAGGGAGGUGGCCCAAAGCUCGGUAGUACAAGACCCCACCGGUUAUUAUAGAGUGUGCUAG